Molecule: messenger RNA, 2583 nt
Organism: Lachancea mirantina
Lineage: Eukaryota; Fungi; Ascomycota; Saccharomycetes; Saccharomycetales; Saccharomycetaceae
Source: the annotation of a GenBank genome assembly
AUGUCAUACGCAGAGACCAUUGACGAGGCAAUUGUCAACUGUAAGCAUCAGACUGUGUUCAUGCAAAGGUGUCUGUCGCAAAACGCGCUGAUGGACGCCUUGAAGCAUACGUCGAUUAUGCUCACCGAGUUACGAAAUCCUGCUUUAUCACCUAAACAAUACUACGAGCUCUAUAUCCUUUGUUUCGACUCCUUGAGUCUUUUAUCGAACUAUCUCGUUGAAAGCCACCCCAAGAAGCACCAUCUCGCGGAUCUGUACGAGCUUGUGCAGUACGCGGGCAACAUCCUCCCCCGUCUGUACCUGAUGAUAACCGUUGGCAGCAGCUAUCUGCAAUCGCCCGACGCGCCGCGAGAGGAGAUACUGAAAGACAUGAUUGAGAUGUGCAGAGGCGUUCAGAAUCCCAUCAGAGGGCUUUUUCUUCGAUACUACCUCUCGCAGCGCACCAAGCCGUUCCUCGACAAUGGACUGGUUGACAAAAAGUUUUCGAUCAGCUUCAUCAUUAGCAAUUUUGUCGAGAUGAACAAACUCUGGGUGCGAUUGCAGCACCAGGGGCCCUUGAAAGAACGAGAACAGCGGACACGCGAGCGCAAGGAAUUGCAAAUUCUUAUUGGCGCAAAUCUCGUGAGAUUGUCCCAGAUUGUUGAAAACGAUGUACAGCUGUACCAAGCGGAGGUUCUUCCCUCAGUCCUGGAGCAGGUGGUCCAAUGCAGGGACGUGGUGUCGCAGGAGUACUUGCUUGACGUGAUUUGUCAGGUUUUCCCCGAUGAGUUCCAUCUAGUCACGCUUUCCAGCCUCUUGGACACGACGCUGAAGCUAAACCCAGAGGUCGCCAUAAAUAAGGUAGUCUUGAAUCUCGUUGAAAGAUUGAAUGGCUACCUGGAGCGGAAAGAUGGCUCCCUUGAUGCAGAUAUAACAUCGAAACUAAGCUCGUUAGACAUCACUGACAAUGACAAAAAUUUAUUUUUCGUCUUUUGGAGCUAUCUCAAUCAGAUAUCUGAGGAGAGACCUGAUGUAUCCGUAUUAGAAUUCUCUCCCUUGAUUCAAAGCAUAAUGAGACUUACUUUACAAUGGUAUCCAGGAAAAAUCGCCAACAUAGAAACGCUGUUCAAGUUUUUGUACGAUAAAUGCAAGGACUACGGAAAAGCGUUACCUCAGGAAUGGGAUAAUCGUUUCGAGGAUGUUUUCUUCUCUGAAGCUAUAACAUCAGAUCCUGAGUUCUUUUAUGAGGUUUUGACGAAAUGUGAAUUCUAUCAGAAACUUUUGGCGCUUCAAAGUAAGACGCUUCAGAAAGUUAUGAUCAACAAGAUUCUCGACUAUCUUUUAAGUCAUGAUGUGCGAAUUUCGGUUAAAGCAGAACUGGAAAAAGUCUUGCUAAUCUGUGAGCCUCUUACUACGCAUCAGCCCCAGACGCCCGCCGAAACACAAUCCGAUGCUUUGCAACUCACUGCGAACACUGAACCGGGGUUGGACGACUGGCUUUCGCACCCGGAUCAGGAAAAGCUCGUAAAGCUUGUGCAUUUAUGUUACUCGAAGUCGAUUAAGCGACACGCCGACCUCUUGCUCUGUUGCAAAGCAUCGUUUCACAAAGGUGGGAAAAACAUGAGAUUUACUUAUUCUGCCAUCAUCUGCACUUUCUGGAAGCUUAUAAGAAGAGCGCACCUGAAAAGUAUCAAGAAGCCUGCUCGUGCUGAGAAGUUGCGAGCGUUUUUGAAACAGAUGUUCAAGUUCAUUUCUAGAUGUGCUAAUGAGCUUUUCAAUGUUUGUGGCGCAAGCUGUGUGGAUAUGAUCUAUAAACUGCAUCUCGAAACGGCAUCCUUAGCCGAUCAGUUGUCUUUAAGCGAAAUUGCGUAUGACUUCUUUACACAAGCAUUUACGAUCUUCGAAGACUCCUUAAGCGAUUCUCGUACGCAAUUCCAAGGUAUUGUCAACAUGGCCCAGGCGUUGCAAAAGACGAGAUCCUUGUACGAUGAUUCCUACUACGACACCCUCAUAACACGCUGUACACUCCACGGCUCCAAGCUUCUCAGAAAGCAAGAUCAAUGCCGUGCAGUGUAUUUAUGUUCUCAUUUGUGGUGGGCUACCGAAAUAUCGCUUUUGGGCGAAGAGGAAGGGGUCACUGAGAGUUUCUUCAGAGAGGGCAAGCGGGUUCUGGAGUGUCUUCAAAGAUCUCUUAGGGUGGCUGACUCUAUCAUGGAUAGUGUCCAAAGCUGUCAUCUUAUGAUUGAAAUCCUGAACAGAUGCUGCUAUUAUUUCAUUCACGGCGAGGAGCAAUCUACACAUGUCGGGACCAAAUAUAUCAAUGGGCUAAUUGAGCUUAUAACUACCAAUAUCGAUGCGCUUAAGCUGGAAGAGCCUUCGUCCGAAAAUGACCUAGAGCCUAGCCAAGCAUUGUAUUUUAUCGGACCAGAUGGAACAUAUCUACACUUACCAUCGAACAAUAGCGUGAGCAUCGUGACAACAAAACCACCUGCCAUUACCAUUGCUGAGCUGAUAUCGAUACCGACCCAAUACUUUCAACGAACUCUGGAUUACAUCCAUGACCAGAAGGAUGUGGACGUCAGAUUCAAGGCCAUCAAUGCCUAA